GUGUUUGACUAAACUAAUGCAGGGGGGGUACAGGUGAAAAAUUAAAAAUGGGAAUAGCAAUGAUGAGAGAGAGGAGCAUAAGUGGGCGCAGGUUAAGCACGUGGGUGCUGCACGCUGGCAUGGCAAAAUCCCCUUGAAGACUGAUGGCUUGAAAUCAUAUAUUCUUUUAGAUGUUACAAAAGGGUUAAAAAUAUAUAUUCAGACACAAAACAUGGUUUUUCAUAUAAAUUCAGGUUGAAUUUUCCGAUGAAUGAUUGGCAGUUGCUGUUUGUGUAGAGAGUAUCUAAAGCUUUGGAUUUCAGAUUGGAUAUGGAAUAUGACUGAAAGGACUUGAGACUUUGGAUCAUUUGAUCUUACUGGGUUUUUGUCACUUGACUAUUUGUGCUAUAUAAAAAAAAUCUAUAUAUAAAACUCAGAGAGAGCAUUACACCCACAGCAAAAACUCUUGGUACUCCUUGGAUAUCCCCUCUAGUAUCUCCUCCAGUAAAAUUGUUUUUUUUUUUUUUUUGUUGACAGUUUAUUUGUUUUGUUGCUAUAUAGAAAGAUUUUUAACUUUCUGGAGUUAGAGCUCUUUUUCUUGUUUUGGUUUCUAGUUGGGGGUUGCUUAGUUGGGAAAUUUUCGUACAGGAAAUGGGUGGUCUAUUGUUCGGAGAACAUCUUUUGCUUGCUGUUGGAGAAGGAACCUGUUAUGACUUUUGGUGCGCCAAAAGCAUGAAAAAAAGUUCUGAUUAGUUUCCAUCAUAUUAAGUUGUAUCUGGUGAAUACACAAAGCCAAGUGAAGAACAAAAACAACACAAGAUUUACUCAUGAAGUUUAUGAAACUUGGAUCUCGGCCUGACACCUUCUACACUGCGGAGGCUGUAAGGUCUGUCUCUUCUGAAGUCUCUAGUGACCUUAUAAUUCAAGUGAAAGGAAAUAGAUAUCUGCUUCACAAGUUUCCUCUGUUGUCAAAGUGUUUGCGGCUGCAGAGAAUAUGCUCUGAAUGCCCUGAAACAUUACAACACCAAAUAAUCCAACUACCUGAUUUCCCUGGUGGAAUUGAGGCGUUUGAGCUCUGUGCAAAGUUCUGUUAUGGUAUCACAAUCACUCUCAGCGCGUAUAACAUUGUAGCUGCACGAUGUGCUGCCGAAUAUUUACAGAUGACAGAAGAUAUUGAGAAGGGGAACUUGGUUUACAAACUCGAAGUUUUCUUCAAUUCAUGCAUCCUACAUGGAUGGAAAGACUCUAUUGUGACUCUACAAAGCACCAAAGGCUAUCCUCUAUGGUCAGAAGACCUCGGAAUUACUAGCAGAUGCAUAGAAGCAAUUGCAUCAAAAGUUUCAACACACCCCUCAAAGGUGAGCUUGUCACGUAGUCAGUCAAGAAGGGUAAGAGAUGAUAUAUCUUGUAAUGGAGAGGAGAGCCAGCGGCACAAACCAACAACCAAAGGUUGGUGGGCUGAGGACAUGGCUGAGUUGGGUAUAGACCUCUACUGGAGAACCAUGAUAGCAGUUAAAUCUGGUGGAAAAAUACCCUCUAAUCUCAUUGGUGAAGCAUUGCAAAUUUUUGCAUCUCGUUGGUUACCUAACAUAUCCAGACAUGUAAAAGCUAACAAAGGAGCAGCAUCUGACUCAGAUUCAGACUCAGCAAGUGAGGCUACUUCAAAGCAAAGGCUGCUGUUGGAAUCAAUCGUUAGUUUACUCCCGUCAGAGAAAGGAGCUGUUUCUUGCAGUUUUCUGCUUAAACUCUUGAAAGCAGCAAACAUUCUUAAUGCGUCAUCUUCUUCAAAGAUGGAAUUGGCUAGAAGAGCAGCACUUCAGUUAGAGGAAGCAAGAGUCAGUGAUCUGUUAAUACCCUCUCUAUCAUACUCAAGCGAUACCCUCUAUGAUGUAGACAUAGCCCUGACCAUUUUGGAGCAAUUCAUGUUACAAGGACAGAGUCCUCCAACCAGCCCUCCAAGAUCCAAGUUGGGGUUUGAAAGGAGAAGAAGGUCCCGUUCAGCCGAGAAUAUUGAUUUUGAGUUUCAGGAAAGUAGAAGGUCUUCUUCAGCAUCACACAGCGCCAAACUAAAAGUAGCCAAAAUUGUAGAUGGGUAUCUUCAAGAGAUUGCCAGAGACAUAAAUUUACCUCUGUCAAAAUUCAUUGCAAUAGCUGAGACAAUCCCGGAUUUCUCACGGCUUGACCACGAUGAUCUCUACCGAGCUAUUGACAUUUAUCUCAAGGCACAUCCAAACCUAAACAAGAGCGAAAGGAAAAAGUUGUGCCGGAUUCUAGACUGCAAAAAACUCUCUGUUGAGGCCUGCAUGCAUGCUGCACAAAAUGAAAAACUUCCUCUUAGAGUAGUGGUACAAGUUCUCUUCUUCGAGCAAGCUCGAGCUGCCACAGCUGGGGGCAAAGUGACCGAGCUCCCUACCAACAUUAAGGCACUUUUAGCCUCUCAUAAGAUUGAUCCAUCAAGGCCGCCAGGACCUUUAAGCACUACUACUAGCAUUCCAGCAGAUGAACAAUGGAGCGUCUCAGGACUUAAAUCACCAAAGUCCAGAAUUUCAACAUUAAGGAUGAAGCUUGAUGAAGACGAUGAUUUGGAUGAAAAUGAUAUGAACCCUGAUGGAAUGGGAAGAUCUUCUAAGUUUAAGGCUUUCUGUGCUCUACCUACGAAACCCAAAAAAAUGUUCAGUAAGUUGUUGUCCAUCAAUAGAAGUGCCAGUGAAAAGAAUUGAGUGAAUUUUGUUUAUAUCCAAGUUGGAGAUGGUAAUUUUAAGGGUAACAUAUGUUCUCUUCUUUUUUUUAUCCUUUGAGCAAAUGCCUUGUAAUUUUAGCUGAAAAACAUGGAGAUAUGCAUUGUUGAUGUUACAAAAUAUAAUAAGAAUCAAGAUUUUCAA
This is a messenger RNA of Durio zibethinus, 2861 nucleotides long. NCBI's taxonomy places the organism in Eukaryota, Viridiplantae, Streptophyta, Magnoliopsida, Malvales, Malvaceae. The record is from RefSeq and is a predicted model, not a curated record.